AAAAAGACACAAAGUGAACACUUGGAAGACAGAAUCCAUUUUCAGGUAAAACUUUUGAAUUUCAAACACGUGUAUAUAAUCUGUGAUCAAUGGGUUUCUGCUCUUUCUUGGCAGGAAUCCCACAAAUUGCUGUUCUCACCAAAAUCGAUGAAGCCUGUCCUGAAGUCAACAAAGACCUGAAGAAUGUCUACAAGAGCAAACACAUCAAAAAGCAGAUGGAAGCAGUGAGUGCUGUGCUGGGAAUUCCGCUGAACUGCAUCUUCCCAGUGAAGAACUACAGCUCAGAAAUCGAUACAGACGAUGAGAUGGAUUCACUGAUACUGAGCACAAUGAGAAAGAUCCUUGACUACGGAGAAGACUUCCUGAAUGACCAGUCUGCCCCAGAUGAUGAUGGCAUUUAGGAAAUCACCCUCAAUCACAACAUGGAACAUGAUGGAAAACGGUGAUAUUAAAACCACUGACAUUUAACACCUGAAAACAGAACGGAAGCAUGUUAUCAAUGUCAGCAGUAUCACAAUUUGCUUAGUUCUGUAUGAAUAUUCAUGAAUCAAUCAAUCAAUCAAUCAAUCAAUUUAUUUUUGUAUAGCCCAGUAUCACAACAGUUGCCUCAGAGGGCUUCAAGAUGUUACAUUGGUUGGUAAAAAUAAAAACAGUGAA
Molecule: messenger RNA, 657 nt
Organism: Salarias fasciatus (jewelled blenny)
Lineage: Eukaryota; Metazoa; Chordata; Actinopteri; Blenniiformes; Blenniidae
Product: interferon-induced protein 44-like
Exons: 2
Coding region: 90-401 (103 amino acids)
Biological process (GO): immune response
Source: RefSeq, a predicted model, not a curated record